CAUCCCCUCAAAUGCUCCGCCGCUGCUUCCUCUCCUUCCUCCGCUCCCGCCUCCGCAGUGGUUAAAGGUGCCGGCGGCAUCGACUUCGACUUCGGCUUCGGCUUCUGCUCCGGCUCCGUCUCGGCUAACCCCAGCAGAGACGCGGAGGCCGACAAGUUUGCGGAGGCUGCGAAGAAGGGCAACUUGGUGCCGCUCUACGAGUGCAUCGUUUCCGACCACCUCACCCCGGUGCUCGCUUACCGCUGCCUCGUCAAGGAGGACGACAAGGAGAGCCCCAGCUUCCUCUUCGAGUCCGUCCAUCAAGACUCGCACGGCAUCAACAAUGUGGGUCGCUAUAGCAUGGUGGGGGCUCAUCCUGCGAUGGAGAUUGUGGCUGAGGAGAACAAGGUCACGAUAAUGGACCACGAGGAGGGUCGGCAGACAGAACAGGUCGUGGACGACCCCAUGCAGGUCCCCCGCAGGAUCAUGGAGAACUGGAGCCCCCAGCUCAUCGACGAGCUCCCCGAUGCUUUUUGCGGCGGAUGGGUAGGGUACUUUUCAUAUGAUACGGUACGCUACGUCGAGAAGAAAAAGCUUCCGUUCUCCAGCGCGCCAGAGGAUGAUCGGAACCUCCCAGAUGUUCAUUUGGGUCUCUACAACGAUGUUAUAGUGUUUGACCAUGUUGAAAAGAAAGUCUACGUUAUUCAUUGGGUACAAUUAAACCGUUAUUCCUCUGUCGAGGAAGCGUACCAAGAUGGGAGGUAUCGAUUGGACAUGAUGCUGUCAAGGGUACAUAAUUCGAACGUCCCAAGUCUUUCAGCAGGAUCUGUAAAAUUACAUACUCGCCAAUUUGGAUCACCAUUGGAAAAAUCAACCAUGACAAGUGACGAAUACAAGAAGGCAGUUCUGCAGGCCAAAGAACAUAUCCUGGCAGGAGAUAUUUUCCAAAUUGUUUUGAGUCAGCGUUUCGAGCGGCGAACAUAUGCAGACCCAUUUGAAGUUUAUCGAGCUUUAAGAAUUGUGAACCCGAGUCCACACUUGACAUACCUUCAAGCAAGAGGUUGUAUUCUCGUGGCAUCAAGCCCUGAAAUUCUUACUCGCGUGAAGAAGGGAAAGAUUGUCAAUCGACCACUUGCUGGCACAGUUAGAAGAGGCAAGACAGAGAAGGAAGAUGAGUCGUUAAAAAAGCAGCUGCUGAAUGAUGAAAAGCAAUGCGCUGAACAUGUUAUGCUAGUAGACUUGGGGAGGAAUGAUGUUGGGAAGGUCUCAAAGCCGGGUUCUGUGAAAGUGGAGACGCUAAUGAAUAUUGAACGCUACUCCCAUGUAAUGCACAUCAGCUCCACGGUUACUGGAGAGUUAUUCGAUAACCUUACUUGCUGGGAUGCCCUACGUGCUGCAUUGCCUGUGGGAACUGUUAGCGGGGCUCCAAAGGUAAAAGCCAUGGAGCUGAUAGAUGAGUUGGAGGUGACAAGGCGAGGGCCAUACAGUGGUGGGUUUGGAGGAGUGUCAUUUGCUGGCGACACUCUCAUUGCUCUCGCUCUCAGAACUAUUGUCUUCCCAACUGCAAUGUCUUCUCUGAAAAAGGAGGGCAUCAUGUGUAAUCGGAGAGAAUGGGUGGCGCACCUUCAGGCUGGAGCAGGCAUCGUCGCUGACAGUAAGCCUGAUGACGAGCAGCGAGAAUGCGAGAACAAGGCUGCCGCUCUAGCUCGAGCUAUUGAUCUUGCUGAAUCCGCGUUUAUUAAUAACAUAUAACAUAUAAUAGCGCACACACAAGUAGCCAGAAUUCUUUUCUUUGUUUUUCUACUAUUUUGUAUUUUGGAUGUUUGAAAUAAGCAAAGAUUAAUAGUACAUAAGAUGGUGCUCAUAUCCUACAUAAAUGUUGCACAUGAGAAAGAGAGGAAGAGAAAUUAAUAUCAGCAGACUUGUACGUAUUGUAGUUUUUUAAGUCAGCAGCUGAGCAGAGAUUUUACACUCAAAAUUGUAUGUAGAGAACUUCUCAGUGAUUAGGCAGAGCAGUGCGAUGAGGUUUUAAA
This is a messenger RNA of Ananas comosus (pineapple), 2012 nucleotides long. Its product is annotated as anthranilate synthase alpha subunit 2, chloroplastic-like. Gene Ontology annotation, molecular function: anthranilate synthase activity. Lineage: Eukaryota; Viridiplantae; Streptophyta; Magnoliopsida; Poales; Bromeliaceae. The transcript is spliced from 10 exons. Gene Ontology annotation, biological process: L-tryptophan biosynthetic process. The record is from RefSeq and is a predicted model, not a curated record. Bases 340 to 1731 code for a protein of 463 amino acids.